This is a messenger RNA of Panicum virgatum (switchgrass), 1839 nucleotides long. RefSeq names its product transcription factor bHLH18-like. The coding region runs from base 325 to 1413 and encodes 362 amino acids. The record is from RefSeq and is a predicted model, not a curated record. Lineage: Eukaryota; Viridiplantae; Streptophyta; Magnoliopsida; Poales; Poaceae. The transcript is spliced from 3 exons. Gene Ontology annotation, molecular function: protein dimerization activity.
CUGCCAAGCAGUAUUUUGAGGUAAUUAUUGCUUGUCUGGGUUUCUGAAUAAUCAGCAAUAUAUAGUACAUUUGUACCUGCAGGCCUUAAUGACGUACUAGUGCGUUUAUUUGGUCUUGUCUAAUUCCUUCAACUUUUCUACCUAGCAAGAUAUGCUCACGUACGUAGUGAUUUUUCUUGUGAUUUCCCCGGGUGAUACAUACACCAUUUAAUUAAUUUGCACCAUAGCCAAGUUAUCGUACUUAGUAGGAGCCUUGCAUUAGCAUAUCAUCAUCUCUCUGCUAGCUGCAGACACAACACCGCCAAGCUGAGGACGGGCAGAAUAAUGGAGGAGGACUCGAGCCUGUUUAUGCAGUGGGCGAUGGACACGCUGCGGCACGCCGCCAUCAGCAGCAACGACGGCAGCGAGGCGACGACCUUCCCCUCGCUCCAAGCGCUCCGGGAGGCCUCGCACGCCGCCGAAAUGGUCCAGGAGCUCAUCUCGGCAGCGCCGGCGAGCAGCUGGAGCUCCGGCGACACCACCGACGGCGACCCGCCCGGCGCCGCCAUGGAUCACGAUGCCUGGCCGCCGACGCCCAACUCCGCCAGGCGCGCAACGACACCGACCAGAAGCAGCAGCGGCACCAACAACCUUCCGGUGAGCUGGAACUUCGGCGCCGCCUCGGCGCUGCCAGGAAGCGACGGCGUGCUGGCGGCGGAGGCCGCCCCCACGCACCGCCUCCCGGACAUAGUGUCCUGGUCGUCGCCACCGACGAGGAGAGCCGCAGGUGCAAAGGGCGCGGGAUCCAUGUCGACGACGCCGUACGCUCAAGACCACAUCAUCGCGGAGCGGAAGCGGCGGGAGAAGAUCAACCAACGCUUCAUCGAGCUCUCCACCGUCAUCCCCGGCCUCAAGAAGAUGGACAAGGCCACGAUCCUUUCUGACGCGACCAAGUACGUCAAGGAGCUCCAAGAAAAGCUGAGGGACCUGGAGGCUGGCGGCAGCAACGGCAGGAGCAUCGUCGAGACCGUGGUGCUCGUCAAGAGGCCAUGCCGCCAUGAUGCUGCGGCCAAGCCGGAAGAAGAUGGCUCCCCGUUGUCAGCGUCAUCAGCCGCGCCUGCGGCUGCGGCGAGGAAACAGCUGCCGGAGAUCGAGGCCCGGUUCUCGGAUAAGAGCGUGAUGGUGAGGAUUGACUGCGAGGACGGCAAGGGGGUGGCCGUGAAGGUGCUCGCCGAGCUCGAGGAGCUCCCCCUCAGUAUCACCCACGCCAAUGUCAUGCCGUUCCCGGCGGGCACUCUGAUCAUAACCAUCACAGCAAAGGUGGAGGAGGGGUUCACCCUAAAUGCAGAGGACAUAGUUGGCAGACUCAAUUCUGCAUUACUGCACCAGCAUAAUAGCAGCUGUAACAGCACUGAUGAGGAAACAGGAAACUAGUAAAGUCCGAUGGCAUCAAUAAUGCUUGAGUGUGUUUUUUUUUGUUUGUUCUUCUUCCUUUGCCACGACAUCCCUUCAAGUAGCGUGCAUGCAACAAACCAUGCACAUUGUUUACUGGUGAUGACCAUGAGCAUGCACCACUAGUGGAUGCUCGAGACGAGAAUUUCUGCACUACAUGUUUCAUGGUUGCAACGAGCCAGGUAUAUGUAUGCAUCAACAUCAUGCAGGCAGGUGUCAUUGUCACGAAAAAGUCCUAAAAAAAGAUCAAAUCAGAUGGCCGUCUCCAGUGGAGUAAAGCGUGCAUGCAUGUACCAGCAUGCAAGUGGUCUGCAAGCAAGUUGUCAAGUUGAUUUGAACCAAGCUAAGCUAAACUCAAUGCUUGUAAAAAUAUAUGUAGCCAUGUGCUACUACCUCUGUUCAUGAUUC